Messenger RNA from Paracoccidioides brasiliensis Pb18, 393 nucleotides. RefSeq lists its product as uncharacterized. The transcript has 2 exons. The record is from RefSeq and is a predicted model, not a curated record. Bases 1 to 393 code for a protein of 130 amino acids.
AUGUAUGACCUUCCGGACACCGCUCUGCACCAUGCCAUCGACCGGCGUAUCAUGGACGCAUCCAAUGACGUGAUUAAGACCAUCAACAUCUGUCCGCCAGACAUCUACAGGGCGAGGUACUGGUGCUGGCAGGCAGGGAGUCCUUUCUCGUGCCCCGAUAUCUGGAGCUCUUAUGGCGGACCAAGGAGUCUUUCUAUAUUGGGGCGGGGUUUCUACUUCGCUGUCGCGGACGAAGUCAGAUGGAAAGAGGCUGCUGAAGCCAUUUGUCGGCUAGGCAUCGAGCAGGGCUGGCUACAGCUCGAUGCCAAAACUGUAUCCUACGAUGAAAAAUGCUUCCGGGAAGUUUUUGAACCCGGAUGGCUAGGUGUGUAUCUCUGGGCGUCAGACAGCUAG